AUGAACAAAGUUUCACUAUCUCCUCAAAUUACUGACAUCAACGAUCCUAGUUAUUUGUAUCCAGAAAAUGUGUUUGCAAAUAGCCUUGAUACUUUGCUUUUGGAGAAUUCAGAUUGAGAUCUUUUCGGCUGGAGUUUUCUCAAACAGGAGCCUCAAGAACUUUGCUUGAAACCUAACCUAGAACAGCAGCAAGAGUCUCCAAGCAACCCAAUAAGCAGUUGUUUAGACAACUCUUUAUUCUCGGAGAACAGAAAACCAAAUCACUUGUACAUCCAAGAACAACAAAUAGAUAGCCAACCCUGCAAAGAAAAUGAAGAUUGAUUGCAAGAUAAAGACUUAAAUAGCCAGAUUCAAACCCAUUCCACUCCUACUAUCUCAGAGAACACAAGCUCCAGGAAACUAAAGCCAGCCAGAAAAGAUGUUCUUCAGAAGCCUCUGUUGAGGAUGGUCAGAAGAUACUUCAGAGACAUCUUUAAGUCCCAAAACACUAAGAUUGUCAGGAAGAGAUACAUCAACUGCAGAGCAAAAGAAAUUUCCUUAUGAAUGAAGCAUCUUCUUUCUGAGUUGUUUCCUCAAUUAGAAAUAACUGAAGACUUAAUUUACUACACUAUGGGGAUUCUCAACCUUCGCACAAUUCAGAGAUUAAGCUGUAGCCGAAGUGUCAAAGAUGAAAUCAGUGAUUUCCAGCUCUGCUGCAAGAAGUUCUCCCAGAAAAGACUUACAAAGGCAAUGCAAUCAAAGAGUCUGAGAGUGCUGUGAGGCUACCUUGUUGAGAAUUGUGAAGACCCGAAGAUGGAGACUUUAAGAGAAGAACUUUGUUCAGAAUAAACUGGAUAGCCU
Moneuplotes crassus is the source of this 840-nucleotide messenger RNA. The record is from the annotation of a GenBank genome assembly. Lineage: Eukaryota; Ciliophora; Spirotrichea; Euplotida; Euplotidae.